CAGAGAAUCAAAGAUACAGUUCUUCACCUUUUAGCUCUUUCUGUGUCAUGGAAAUAAUACUUCUGAAAAAAUUGAUUUUCUCAAUUUAUAGUUGUAUUUUUUUGUUUGAUUUAAUUAAAAUAUACAGAGAAAAAUGGAUUCGGUAUCUCAUGAGUUUUUUUAUGGAUGCUGCAGAUUGGCGCCGAAGCUUGUGACGAUGGUGGAACAGGACCUGAGUCUGGCGGGGUCAUUUUUAGGGAGGUUUGUAAAGGAAAUACAUUACUACUCUGCGCUAUUUGAUUCACUGGGAGCGAGCUAUGGAGAGGAGAGUGAGGAGCAGCAUGUGGUGGAGCAGCAGCUGCUGUCGAGGGAGAUACGGAAUGUUUUAGCGGUGGGAGGGCCAUCGAGGAGUGGGGAGGUGAAGCUUCACCAACGAAAUGUGACUGUACCUAUUAUUACUUAUUGCUAUAAUUUGAAUUCUGAGUUCAUUAUCAAAUUUAAUUGAUUAUAUCAUUAGGAAUGUCUGCUUUUCACGACAGUUAUUUCAUGUUGUAUUUUAGGGUAAUGGGGUUUGAAUGAGGUUGCAGUGAGUUAACGGAAUGAUGAAUUGCAGAGAAGGGGCUCAUGAGGUGAACUUGAAACUUAACGGAAUGAUGACGUCGAUCUUAACAAAGGGGUUGAUUUGCC
Molecule: messenger RNA, 666 nt
Organism: Rubroshorea leprosula
Lineage: Eukaryota; Viridiplantae; Streptophyta; Magnoliopsida; Malvales; Dipterocarpaceae
Source: the annotation of a GenBank genome assembly